UAGGCUUAUCGUUAAGUGACGAAGGAAUAUUUCAUACCAAGGCAAAUCAACAUCGAAUGUAGGUAUAUACCUACCUACCUACUGGUCACUUGCCUUCGCUGCCGAUACCGACCGACCGGUAAAUUCAGGACAGGCUAACGGAUGGUGUUGUCCGCCGGAGCGGCCCACGCCCAAGCUAAGAGGACCCGGGGACCCGUCAGCGGCGGCCGACCGGCCGGCCCGCCAGAUCAGUCACCGCUUAUCUCUCAAUUCGGCCGCGGCGGUCCAGUCCGCUGGCCGACCGGUGCGAUUUCUCAGUGGAUCUGUGAGCAUUUCUCAGCGGCUAUCGGCCGAUCGGUGCCGCGCCCCCGUCACCCCUCUCACUCUGGGGGAUGAGCGGUGCGUCUGGGGCGCCAUUUUCGCGUGGCUCUGCGGCCGCCGAUCGGCGGCUAUCUCAGCCAAUCGGCGCCGGGCGGCUCGCGGCGGCGUAAGCCGGGGGCGGUGGCGGCCGCAGCGGCUACCGUCGGCGGCCGCCGCCGCGCUCCAGUCUGCCCCCGCCCGGCCGGCACGCGGACGGUCGCCUCUCCUCUCCGGCGCCCAGAUGACGUCACCGGUCGACUCGCCGGCCCGCCUGGCCGCGCUCGAGUCGUACCUGGCGCUGCGCUCGCACUGCCUGCUCUCGGCGUUCGGCUCCGUCUCGGCGGCGCUGGGCAGCUCGGCCGGCAAGUUCGACUUCAGCCGACUGGCCGAGUCGGCCACGGAGCCGGUGCCGCUGCUGCCGCCGCUGCUGCCGGUGCUGCCGCCGGCCGGGCCGCUGGCGCCCGGGCUGCUGGCCGGCCUGCGCCUGCCGCCCGCUCGCCGCCCGCCGCCCGCCGGCCGCGGCCGACCCACCCGGCCCAAGAAGCAGUUCAUCUGCCAGUACUGCCAGCGCGAGUUCAGCAAGAGCUACAACCUGCUGAUCCACGAGCGGACGCACACGGACGAGCGGCCGUUCCCGUGUGACGUCUGCGGGAAGGCGUUCCGCCGGCAGGACCACCUCCGAGACCACAGAUACAUCCACGCCAAGGAGAAGCCGUUCGUCUGUGAGGUAUGUGGUAAGGGCUUCUGUCAGUCGCGCACUCUGGCGGUGCACAAAAUCCUUCACCUGGAGGAGUCGCCGCACCGCUGUCCCACUUGCGGCCGCAGCUUCAACCAGCGUUCCAACCUGAAGACCCACCUGCUGACCCACACGGACAUCCGGCCGUACAGCUGCCCCGACUGCGACAAACUGUUUCGGCGCGCGUGCGACCUGCGCCGACACGCGCUCACCCACUGUCUGGGUCCGCAGCAGGGGGGCGAGGGAGCCGAGCGGGAGCAGCAGCUGCCCGGCAGUGGGGAGCAGCUGCCCGGCAGUGGGGAGCAGCUGCCCAGCAGUCAGCAGCACCUACCCGGCAGUCAGCGGCAGCUGCCCGGCAGUGGGGAGCAGCAGGAGCAGAGACCCGGGGCUGACCGGCGCGGCAGCGGCUCCCAGGAGCAGCGGCUGGACACACAGUUCAGCUGA
This is a messenger RNA of Amphibalanus amphitrite, 1519 nucleotides long. Its product is annotated as protein odd-skipped-related 2-like. The coding region runs from base 581 to 1519 and encodes 312 amino acids. The record is from RefSeq and is a predicted model, not a curated record. Lineage: Eukaryota; Metazoa; Arthropoda; Thecostraca; Balanomorpha; Balanidae. The transcript is spliced from 3 exons. Gene Ontology annotation, biological process: embryo development; regulation of transcription by RNA polymerase II. Gene Ontology annotation, cellular component: nucleus. Gene Ontology annotation, molecular function: DNA-binding transcription factor activity, RNA polymerase II-specific; RNA polymerase II transcription regulatory region sequence-specific DNA binding.